This is a messenger RNA of Saxophila tyrrhenica, 699 nucleotides long. RefSeq lists its product as uncharacterized. Bases 1 to 699 code for a protein of 232 amino acids. The transcript is spliced from 2 exons. The record is from RefSeq and is a predicted model, not a curated record. NCBI's taxonomy places the organism in Eukaryota, Fungi, Ascomycota, Dothideomycetes, Mycosphaerellales, Extremaceae.
AUGGCACCACGGAUCGUGCUCGCCUUCGAUGCUUACGGUACGCUGCUGUCCGCGGAGUCCAUCGCAAACAAAUUGGCCAGCCAUUUCGGCCAGGACAAAGCGAAAACUAUCGCGGCCCAAUGGCGGCGGUACCAGCUGGAGUAUACGUGGCGUGCGAAUAGCAUGGGCGUGUACUACUCCUUUUCCAACAUCACCCGGCGAUCCCUCCAUCACGCUCUGGCGGAAGCAGGCGUGAGUCUCGACGAGGAGCAGACAGAGGAGAUGAUGAAAGCCUACGACUCCCUCUCGACCUUUCCGGACGUCCAGCCGAUGCUUGAGAAGAUCAAGUCUGCCCCGGAAGUGGUGGGCAAGACCGUCAUCUUCUCCAACGGUACGCAGGCUAUGGUCUCGAGCAGUGUCAAUAACUCUCCGGACCUCUCGCCACACGCUUCGUCUUUCGACGAGAUUGUGUCCGUGGACGAUGUAGGCAAGCGGAUUGACAACAAGGAGGACAUGGGUGAGAUCUGGCUGGUGAGCGGGAAUCCUUUCGACGUUGUGGGAGGUAAAGGGGUGGGGAUGAAUGCUAUUUGGAUUGAUAGGGCUGGCACUGGGUGGCAGGAUGCGAUGGUGCCGGGGACGUGGAACAGGCCGACGGAGAUUGUGAGAUCUUUGGAGGAGGUUGUUGGGGUGGUUGUGAAGGCGGCGAGUGGGGAGCAAUGA